AUGCAACAGAUGGAAGUUGUGGGUGGGAUUGAUGAAAGAUCUGGUGUAUACAUACUAGAUGAAGAUGCUACUACUGCAGCAGACUUCUACAACCAGAAUAUCUGUCAAUCAGAAUGUAUUUAUAGAAGAAGACAUGAUACAACAGGAGAAUUGUUCUGUUUUGGAUUUGGCUCAUUAACAUCAGAAUGUGCUGAUUGUGGAAUUUCAAAUAUCCUUCCGAAGCCAAGGAUACAGAACGGAAAACCUACAGGACCAAAUAAAUAUCCAUGGAUGGUUUUUGUAAUUACAAUCUUAAAAACAGGGGAUAUGUUAACUUGUGGUGGAUCACUGAUAAAUAAACAGUAUGUCAUCACUGCUGCUCAUUGUACGAUUGCAGCAGAGCAAAUAAGUGUUACCUUAAGUGAAAACGACUUUGAAGCUGAUGAUGGUGAAAAAAAUGUCCAAGUUUGUGACAAUCCUUUGGAGCAUCCUGGGUAUAAUGAUUCUGAUUUUAUGGCCGGAUGGGACAUUGCUAUUAUUAAACUCUGCAACCCUGUUCGUUUUUCACAGACUGUAUCUCCAGUAUGUCUACCUUCUAUGCAAAGUGAAGGAACUGAGUUUGAAAAUCUUGAUGCGAUAGUGACUGGUUGGGGGAUAACAUCACCUUCCUCAAAUGUUUCAAACCUACUAUUAGAAGCAGAGGUUAGAACUUUGAGCAAUGCAGAUUGUUGCAAUCCUGACAAAGGUCACUUAUACGACUGUCCUUUUCCUGAUAGUUUAAUUUGUGCAGUAGGGGAUGGGGAAGCAGGAGCAUGCGUGGGAGACUCAGGAGGUCCUUUGAUGAUAAGAAACUCUAAUGGGGUAUUUACCAUAUUUGGAAUUGUAUCAGGGGGUAAUGCAUUCUGCACAAAGGUAUACAUAAUGCAAUAAUGUUAUUCUACAACACUGGAAAUAUUGAUAUUCAUCAUAAUCUUUAAAAACCAUGAUAUUAAUUUUCAUUUGUUCAUCUUCAUUCCCUCGACAAUUUAAGAAAUAUUUGGUUUGGCUACCAGAGAAUAAUUUGGUCAGAGACAACCUUAAAACAGAGUAAAAUUGUGGUUUAUAGUUUACAACCAUACAU
Messenger RNA from Eurytemora carolleeae, 1099 nucleotides. RefSeq names its product ovochymase-1. Bases 1 to 909 code for a protein of 302 amino acids. The transcript is spliced from 12 exons. Gene Ontology annotation, molecular function: serine-type endopeptidase activity. Gene Ontology annotation, biological process: proteolysis. The record is from RefSeq and is a predicted model, not a curated record. NCBI's taxonomy places the organism in Eukaryota, Metazoa, Arthropoda, Copepoda, Calanoida, Temoridae.